GCGGGAGGGCGACGCUGUGCGGGAGGAGCGCGCGGAGCGAUGUCGCGAUCCGAGGAGGAGGAGAGCGGCGGCGGCGCGAGGGCGACCCGGACCGGGAGCGGCACCGGGAGCGGCACCAGGCCCAGGGCCCCCCCGGCCACCGGCGUCCUCACUCCCGGCAGCUACACCAGCAACAGCGACCCCGAGACCUGGCGGGAAGGCGACUGUGAUCGUCAGCGAGAGCAGAGUGUGUGUCUGGCUGACGUGAACCCAUACAUCCUCUGUCCAAUCUGUGGAGGUUACUUCAUUGAUGCAACUACCAUCACGGAAUGCUUACACACAUUCUGUAAGAGCUGCAUUGUGAAACACUUUGACUACAGCAAUCGGUGCCCGAAGUGCAACCUAACUGUGCACCAGACAUGGCCGCUCUAUAACAUCAGGUUAGACAGAAAAUUACAGGAUAUAGUUUACAAGCUGGUACCCAACCUGGAGAGCAGUGAGAAGAAACGGCUGCUGGAUUUCUACCGAGAAAGGGGACUGGAGGUGCCUAGACCUGUGCUGGUGCUGCCUGACAAGGGGAAGAUGAGGAGGGCUCAGUCUCAGUCGCUCAGUAAGAAGCUGGUGCCGGUGCUGCCGCUGGAGGACGUGGCGUCUGACUUGGACAUCUGCCUGGUGCUGGAGUUCAUCGGAGCUGACCUGGGAGUUGGAAAUUACAAGCCGCUGCAGAAGAAGUUUGUGCGAGUGUCUGGAGAGGCCACGGUGCGACACGUGGAGAAGUUCAUCCGGAAGAAGCUGGAAUUGGAGCCAGUCUGUCAGGUGGACAUCAUCUGUGGGAACAAAAUCCUGGAGCAACACGAGACAUUGAGGCACAUCAGGAGCAACGUGGCCCACAGCAGCAUUAGGGAUGGUUUGCUUAUCCUGCAUUAUGGACUGGUGCGAGCCCACAAGUGACCGCUCACCAGGAGAUAGAAUGGAGAGCAUUGGGCCUGUCCUGCAGCUAACUGCACGGAGUGGGACACCUUGUUGCUGGCGUUCUCCUCUCCGAGCUGGAGCUCGUUCUCUGAGGUAACUGCACACUGCUUUAGCCUGAGCUCUGCACAUGGGAGGCUGAAUAUCGCUUGUGCUCAGCCAUUUUGCACUUGUGUGUGUGGCAUUGUAACACUUCAGGUACAUGGAUUAAGUGUAUUCUCUGCCCCACUCCAUGCUCUCUUCCUGUCCUGUACAUUGUUAAGCGGCUGACAGUGAGUCCUGCUGACCUUCAAUUGUACUGUAGGUAAUGCAAACUAUUUGUGUACUAAACACUAUGAGCUGUAACCUCUUCUGGACCUGGAGAACCAUCCUGGAGUCACUGAUCACAUUGUCACUAACCGGCUGUGAUACCACUUCCUGUCACUGAUCAGCUCCGCCAGUGCCUGACGGAGCUAAUGCUCAGACCUAUUGCCUUUGCUAGUUUUCUACACUGUUCGGGAGACUUUAUAAAACAUAAUUUUUCACAAGUUUGUAAAAUUCUUUGAUUAACUAAAAAAGCCAUUGUUUUGUUAACUGUACAAAAUAUGAAAGUAAAGUUUUAUUUUGAAGGAAAA
Callorhinchus milii (elephant shark) is the source of this 1562-nucleotide messenger RNA. It is a transcript of the gene pcgf6, whose product is annotated as polycomb group ring finger 6. Bases 40 to 930 code for a protein of 296 amino acids. Gene Ontology annotation, cellular component: PRC1 complex. The transcript has 10 exons. NCBI's taxonomy places the organism in Eukaryota, Metazoa, Chordata, Chondrichthyes, Chimaeriformes, Callorhinchidae. The record is from RefSeq and is a predicted model, not a curated record. Gene Ontology annotation, biological process: regulation of transcription by RNA polymerase II.